UCCUACACUGGCUCCAGCUCAGAGGACGAGGACGACGAGUGCUACCGAAAGUCGCCCCGACUGACUGCCCAGCGAGCCGCCAAGGGCUUCACCGACUUUGCCGUACGGGACAUCAAACUGGCGGAGUACGGCCGCAGGGAAAUUGAGUACGCCGAACAAGGCAUGGCGGGCAUUAUGUCACUGCGCAAUACGGCAAAGAGCGAUCAACCGCUGAGGGGUGCCCGAAUCAUCGGCUGCACUCACAUCAACGCCCAGACGGCCGUGCUGAUCGAGACGCUGAUGGCGCUGGGCGCCCACGUCCGCUGGGCCACCUGCAACAUCUACUCGACGCAGAACACUGUGGCCGCUGCGUUGGCCAACGUCGGUGUGCCCAUCUUUGCCUGGAAUCGCCAGUCUGAGGAGGACUUCUGGUGGUGCAUUGAUCGCUGCCUCCUCGCCGACAACUGGCAGCCCAAUAUGAUUCUCGACGACGGCGGUGAUGCUACUCACUUAAUGCUAAAGAAGUACCCGGUCGCCUUUAAAAUGCUGAAAGGCAUCGUUGAGGAGAGCCUGACCGGCGUCCAUCGACUUUAUCAGCUGUCCAAGAACGGAAAGUUGACUGUACCGGCAAUUAACGUCAACGAUUCCGUCAUCAAGACCAAGUUUGACAAUUUGUACAGUCCACGAGAAACCAUUCUUGAUGUGUUAAAACGCACCUGCGACAUUCUGCUUGGCGGUCAUUACGCUCUAAUUUGUGGCUACGGAGAGGUGGGAAAGGGCUGCGCGUCGGCACUGAAAGGCGUCGGAACCAUCGUCUACAUUGCCGAAAUUGAUCCCAUCUGCGCAAUUCAAGCAUGCAUGGACGGCUUUCGAGUGGUCACUGUGGAGGACGUCAUUGAGAAGGUGGACAUUGUCAUCACUGCUACUGGCAACAAAAACGUCAUCCGUCGGUCGCACAUGAACGUCAUGAAGAAUGCCGCCGUCCUCUGCAACAUGGGACAUUCCAACACUGAGAUUGACGUCAACAGCCUGCGCACUGAGGACCUCGAGUGGGAGAAGGUGCGCUCUCAGGUGGACCACAUCAUCUGGCCGGACAAGAAACGACUGGUGCUGCUCAGUGAGGGCCGCAUUGUCAAUCUGGCCUGCUCGCACAUACCCUCAUUUGUGGCGUCCAUCACCUCGGCCACGCAGAUUAUGGCUCUCAUUGAGCUGUUCAAUGCGCCGCAAGGGCGCUACAAAUCAGAUGUGUACCUGUUGCCAAAGAAGAUGGACGAGUACGUUGCAACGCUCCAUUUGCCCUGCUUUGAUGCCAAGCUUACUGUGCUAAAUGAAGAACAGGAGAAGUACAUGGGCCUUAGCAAGGCUGGUCCCUUCAAGCCCAACUAUUACCGGUAG
Molecule: messenger RNA, 1374 nt
Organism: Rhagoletis zephyria (snowberry fruit fly)
Lineage: Eukaryota; Metazoa; Arthropoda; Insecta; Diptera; Tephritidae
Source: RefSeq, a predicted model, not a curated record